Molecule: messenger RNA, 1059 nt
Organism: Geodia barretti
Lineage: Eukaryota; Metazoa; Porifera; Demospongiae; Tetractinellida; Geodiidae
Source: the annotation of a GenBank genome assembly
AUGCAGGUCUACUAUGACCAGGACGCGGAUCUGAACCGGAUCCGCGACCGCAAGGUCACGGUGCUCGGUUACGGCAGCCAGGGACACGCACACGCCAGCAAUCUGCGCGACUCCGGCGUGGACGUGGUGGUGGGAUUGAAGCGCGACAGCGCGUCCUGGGCCAAGGCGGCGGAUGCCGGCCUGACGGUGAUGGAGACGGCGGAGGCGGCCGAAGCCGGGGACGUGGUCAUGGUGCUGCUACCCGACGAGCUUCAGGGCGACGUCUACAAGGAGGUCAUCCGGCCCGGUCUCAAGCCGGGAAACUACCUGGCCUUCGGGCACGGCUUCAACAUCCACUUCAAGCGGGUGAUUCCUCCCGAGGACGUCAAUGUCUUCAUGGUUGCGCCCAAGGGGCCCGGCCACCUGGUACGAAGCGAGUUCGAGCGGGGCAGGGGAGUGCCUUGCCUUUUGGCCGUCGAGCAGGAUCCCUCCGGAGACACCACGCCGGUGGGUCUGGCCUAUGCCGCGGCCAUCGGCGGCGCCCGCGCCGCGGUCAUCGAGACCAGCUUCAAGGAUGAGACCGAGACCGACCUGUUCGGCGAGCAGACGGUGCUGUGCGGCGGCCUUACGUCGCUGAUCCAGGCGGGCUACGAAACUCUGGUGGAAGCGGGCUAUCCGCCGGAAAUGGCCUAUUUCGAGUGCUGUCACGAGGUCAAGCUGAUCGUCGACCUGAUCUAUGAGGGCGGACUGGCCAACAUGCGCUACUCCGUCAGCAAUACCGCGGAGUACGGCGAUCUCACUCGUGGGGACACGGAUCGUCAACGACGACACCCGCAAGAUCAUGAAGGAGAUCCUGGCGGACAUUCAAUCGGGAAAAUUCGCCGACGAGUGGAUGAACGAGCACCGCAACGGAUCGCCGCAUUUCAACGAGCUGCGCCAAGCCUCCCGGAGCCAUCCCAUCGAGAAGGUGGGCGAGCAACUCAGGUCGAUGAUGCCGUGGCUGGCGGAAAACCGGCUGGUGGACAAGAGCAAGAACUAGUAGGGGCGGGUUUCAAACCCGCCCGUGCCGCGGAGUUUUAA